AUGUUUGGCCGGUUAUUUGGUUUUAAGUCAAGUCAAGAGGCCCCACGCCCUGGGGUGUCCCCGGGGAGGCCAAAUUCUAGUUUGGAGGAGUUGCAGUCGAAGCUUGAGCUUCUGGAAAAGCGUGAGGGCGUCUUGACGAAGAAGGUGGAGGAUGAGCUUGCAAAGGCAAGAGAGUUUUACUCAAAGAAAAACAAAUCUAUGGCUCUGCAGUGCAUGAAACGCAAAAAAAUGGCUGAGGAUGAACUCACAAAAAUCGCUUGUCAAAAGCAAAAUCUUGACACGCUCAUAUUCACGUUACAGAACCAGACCAUGAACAUGGAGGUGUUGGCUGCGCAGAAACGGGCGAAGGACGAACUGAAGUUGGUUAACAAGAAGAUGGAUGCUGAUGGUGUGGACAAUACUAUGGACGAACUGUUGGAGGAGAUGGAUAAAGUCAACGCGGUAUCGGAAGCUCUCCGUCAGCCCUUGGACGCUCAAGUAGUGGAUGAAGACGAAUUGUUGGCUGAGCUGACGGAAGAGAUGAAUGAUGUUGGGAUAUCGCAAACCACAACAGCGACAAUGGCGCCCGCGGCAUUGUUGCCGAGCAUGCCAGGUGUCCCCCAAAAUGCCCUUCCGCAGCAUCCAAACAAAGCUGUGGACGAAGAGGAGGAGGCACUACGAGCACUAGAGAGGGAACUACUGUCGUGA
Messenger RNA from Trypanosoma brucei brucei TREU927, 687 nucleotides. RefSeq lists its product as hypothetical. The record is from RefSeq and is a predicted model, not a curated record. Gene Ontology annotation, biological process: vesicle budding from membrane; late endosome to vacuole transport via multivesicular body sorting pathway. Lineage: Eukaryota; Euglenozoa; Kinetoplastea; Trypanosomatida; Trypanosomatidae. Gene Ontology annotation, cellular component: cytoplasmic side of plasma membrane; ESCRT III complex; multivesicular body. Bases 1 to 687 code for a protein of 228 amino acids. The transcript has a single exon.